CAUAUAAUUUUGGCAUGGAAGGGAAAUGACGUAAACUGAAAAUAAACAAAUAAGCAUGUUUGUUGAAAGUGUGAAAUCAUUAGUUUUUAAAUGUUGUAAUCUGAUAUUUUAUAAUAAAAAAGAGGUGGAAAAACUGAAAAUAACUGUAUUAUUUUAAAUAUUUUCUGAAAAGUUUUCAAUAUUUUUAGAAAUGGAAAGUUUUACCUGCGAGUUAGAAUGGUUAAAAGCAAGUUAUAAUCCAGAAGAGAUGGAACAUUUUGUUUCAAGAAAUUCAACAAUUUUAAAGUUUACUCUCCAUCAAGGAACAUUUGUGACAUUUGAAAUACCUGAAAGAUAUCCUCAAGAAGCUGCUCACUUAUCCAUCUGUUCUUCAGAAAUGACGAAUUCCGAGAAGUGCGCCAUUGAGAAAGACAUUAGAAAUUAUGCUCUGCAACUAAUUGGUAGGCCUAUGAUCAUGGACUUAGUCACUAAAACUCAAGAAUUAUUUAGACAUCAUUGCGUGGUGGAAUGUAAAAGAAAUGAGCCAACUCUUUUAGAACAAGAAGAUUAUAUUGCUGUGAUAAGUAUAGACCAUAUGAGGCAAAGACGGAAAUACUCAAAGACUCUUCAAUCAUGGGCUUGCGAGCUAAAUAUUUGUGGAAUACUUUUGUUUUGCCAAAAAUGGAUAUAUCUUAUUCUUGAAGGAUUGAAAAAUGACAUUAAAGAAUUCAUAGUUAGACAUAAGACUAUUCCUGUUGAUGUCGAUUCUAGUGGAAAGCCAUGUAAGGAAAAAAUGUGUAAAGUUAUCUUUGAAGGAAAACAACCAAAAGUAUUCUCUUCAUUUAUUAUCGAAGAAUUUUCAAGUGUUAAUAUUAUGGAAACUUAUUUCACAGAAAGAAACCUACAUCAAAUCCUCAAAAUAUUAGAAACUUGUUACAAAAUGAAAUGAAUAUAUAGUGGAGCCUCGAUUUAACGACCUUCGUGAGACUGGACGAAAACAUCAUAAAUAAGAGGACAUGGCUGCAUCAGGAACAUGAUAAAUCUCAUGAAAACAAAAAUUUAAAUAUGUACAAUUUGAUUACAUUUUGUUAAAUACUAAAAUGCAAUGUGAAACUUAAGUGUCCCCUCCCCCCUGACGUUAGGGGAUUGGCCUUAUGAGCCAUUUCUCUUCUAACAGCCUUUGAAAGAUAUUUGUCAAAUCUUCAAAACUCAUCACUUCGCCUGAAGAGCACAGAGGGCAGUCAGAAGCUUCCGAAACAUCAAUCCGGGGAAGGUGAGCCUGAAGAUAGUCGUGACCAGUUAAAGUACGAAAAUUGAAACUUAAAUGUAAUUUAAGAUUUUAAUAGUUGGGUGAUUUUUUAACAACUGGGUGAAAGACAGAGUUGGGUUUUUGAUGUUAAAAAUCUGACAAAAACCUGGGACAAGUUCAUUUUUUGUCAUUUGGGACAUUUUAUUUUUGUUAGUAAAUCAUACACAAUACUUUCAAUAUAUACAAUUUUAAUUAUGAUUUAUAUAUAAUGUAUACAAAAUUUUUUAUUCUUAAAAAAUGUGUAGCUUCCCAAAAUAUUUCUUUAUUAAAAAAAACAGUAAAUAUCUGUCUAUUCCUGUAUUUAUUAGUUACAAUUCUUUAAGUUAAUAAGUGGGAGCUUAAAUUCAGUUUAAUAAUUUAUCAUUAUUUAAAUAUAUUUUUCUAUUAUUUUUAACAAAUAUGCUCGUUUAUUCAAGAAUGGUGUAAAAUCUAAUGAAUAUUUUUAUUUGCUUAUUUAUCAAAAACUUUUAUCGAUAUAUUAACUUUACUUUCCAAAAAUAGUUUAAAAAAGUUAUUUAAUGAAAAAAAAUUGGGGGGGGGGGAUUUCAAUCUUUAAAAAAAAAAAAAAUUGUUUUGUGGAAAUAUUAGGCUCUGAGAAUUUUUGGCAACCAUGCUUAUAUGCAAUAAAUCAUAACUAUAAUAUACUCCCUGGUAAGUAAACUAUUAUAUUUAAAAUGAGUUAAUAAUUUUUUCAAUCGAUCAAUUCAAUAGUUUAAUUAAGUUACUUUCAAUAUUUAAUACAGUUAUUAGUAAACCUGAAAAAAAAACCACUCGCGACGUGGUGAGUCAACAAAAAAAGCGAGGACUUAAAUUAACAACCAGUAACUUUUUUUUUUGGAACAUUUUUUAAUGAUAAAAAUACAUCAAUCCAGAAAGAAACUCAGAAAAACAAAACAUUUUUUUUUCAAUGUCUCCCUUCAAAAUUUUGACACUUCAGAAUCCAUCAAUAUGUGGUGGAAGGAGAAUUCUUUAGCAAUUCAGAUAUUUCAUUUAAAGGUAUUUUGCCUCCCCAAAUAUUUUCAAACAAAGUUUUUUAAAGUCAGUAUGUUUAACUAAAUUUUUUUCAUAUAUUUAUAUUAUUUUUAUUAUUGAAUGAACUUUUCAUAAGCCAUAGGUUAUUUCUUAAAAGAAUUUUUCCAAAGAAAUAUAAUUUUAUCAACAAAAAAAGUGGUUAUUAAAUGAAAAGGACGUGUCUAUAUCGGUCACAGACUCAUUAGGUUUGAAGAAAAAAUGGCGACUAGUCUACCUUUUUUUUAUUACGUGUUGUUUUAUACAGCAAUAAAAGUUUUAGUAGGUCUACAUUCUAGUGGAAAACGAACUUGGAGUACAGAGGGCUUUAAAACUAUUUCUUGUAAUCCCAUGCCGAGAAAGGAGUAGUGAAAAUUGAUUUUGCAUAUGAUAAAUAAGAUGAUUAAGUGUUUUUAUUUUAUAAGAUGAUUGUUUUGUAUUUUUAUUCUCAAUAAUUAAAUUGGAUGGCCGUGGUUGGCAGAAUGCUGAACUCACAUUCGUGAGAAAGGAAGUUAAAAUCCAGCGGGCAUAUGACCCCCUCCCCGUAGUAAAUGACUAGUGCACGUUAAAUCUAACAGGUCUCAAAGUCAUCCAUCUCCCAUAACAAAUUAUACCUCAGUGGGUGAGCCGCGAUAGAUCAGGGGAUAGAGCGUUUGCCUUCCAAUGAGGUGAACCGGGUUCGAAUCGCAGCGAUGGCUGGUCGAUACGAAUCCACAUCCGGCUUGCACCGACCACAGUGCUGGUAGACGGAUCAUAGGUUAGAGUCCCUUUGAUAUCAGGCUAACAGCGGGAGAUUCUUGUGGUCUUCCUCUCCACGUAACGCAAAUGCGGGUUAGUUCCAUCAAAAAGUCCUUCACAAAGGCAAUUUUCUCCCAAUACUUGAUCCAGGAGUUUCUUUAUCUUCUGGAUUGGUUUCAAAAUUACAAGGUUACGGAGUUGAACAUUAGUGCUCUUAAACCCCAAAAUUGGGUCAGAUGUUCAACGACGGUUAUGAAAUAAAAUAUCUCUGGGAGUACUGAAUUGGAGUUUGAUCGAUCUCUAGUUCAGGUCAAAAUUACGACCUGUGGAUGAAUGAAUGGUUCUGCCAUAUAAAUUGGUGCGGCAGAAGUCUAAUUCUUGGCUAUAGAUCACACCUCUUGCCUUAAUGGCUUACAACAAUAACAAUGGAUUGGGUAAAUUCCAAUUUUACAUUUUUUUAUUAAUAUUUAAUACACCAAAACUCAGGGGGACAUGACAACAAUGGUCAAAUAAAAAGAUUCAUGGGAAUAGUAUUAAAGGACACCUUAAAUACCAUGGUUUUUUAAACAUUAAAUGAUAUCAGAAAUAAAAAGACGUUAAAAGCGAUAUCCUCAAGUGACGAUAAAUCGGACUUCUUUUGUACUUGUUACUUAUGCUCAAAUAUAAAAAUUAUUUUACUUUUUUGAUUAUACAUGUGUAACUUGUCAAAAUUCACAACUCAUAGGAGUCUACUUUUUAAUAAAUGUUUAUUUUUGCCAUACUACUGCUUCCUUGCAUUACAAUUUAUAAGAUAUUAAUUUUUAACUUCAGUUAGUUAAUUAUAUUAUUUUGCUUUAUUUAUAAACAUGUUUUGAAACACAAUAAAUUCCGACUCCUAUUUUAAAAAAUGUUUAGAUUAAAAUAUAUAUUCAAAAAAUCAACAGUGUAAAUAAAUAUUUCAUUAG
This is a messenger RNA of Parasteatoda tepidariorum (common house spider), 3978 nucleotides long. Its product is annotated as RWD domain-containing protein 3. Gene Ontology annotation, biological process: positive regulation of hypoxia-inducible factor-1alpha signaling pathway; positive regulation of protein sumoylation. Lineage: Eukaryota; Metazoa; Arthropoda; Arachnida; Araneae; Theridiidae. The record is from RefSeq and is a predicted model, not a curated record. Gene Ontology annotation, molecular function: protein binding.